AUGUUUGUCUCCGAUCCGUUUCAUCAAAAUUUUACUCUUGGUACGGGUGGUAACCCUCCAGGGGCCGCAUCACCGCUUAUGAUGAUGUGCGGGGUUUAUCCAGAGUCAAACGGGGCGGCCUCUGCCCAUGUCAAUCAGCCCUCAAUUGCAGCAAACACUACGGCCGUUCGGCAAUGCCACUAUGGUUUUCCCAUGAACGGAUUUGGUGCACCUUUGCCAGCACCACAGGAGGAGGAAGGGGAAACAGAAGGACAAUAUAUGUCUGUUGAUAAUCAUUGGAAAGCCCCUGCCUCUGUUCACCCAGCUGCUGCUUCCGCUUCCGCAGGAUGGCAGAUUUUUUUUGGCGCACAGCGCCCAACCUCGGGAGCUGGUAAUUGCAAUUCUAUGAGGUCGUGUGAUGCCUUUCAAGAGAGCCAAAGUAUUCGUGUUGGAAAUCGCAAUGAUGUUCACGUUCACCCCGAGUGCUUGGCGACAAAACCACAAGAAAUGCUUUUAUGGCUUCAAGAGAAAGAGUGUGAGUUUCGGCAGACACGGUUGCAGGACAAAGAAAAGCUUUUUCGAGUUUUUUGUGCUGACCUAAAGGAGGUGGUUGAAGUGCCUAUAUAUGCGCUUCGUUUUACAAAAGGAUUGUAUGUAGAUCCCAGUUUAAGGGCACGAAGGAUGCGGAGUGGACAUCAAAAUCAAUUUGCCAUGAUGGCAUCGCAGUUUCCAACAGCAUGUGGAUUAUUCUCCGAGGAUCCUUCCUUGUGCAAGUGGGAAAGAUGGUGUAAUCAGGUGCAUAUUGAGAAAGGAUGGAUGCAUACUAAGAAGCGCAAGUUUGAGGCAUGGUCUAACGCGCUUGAAAGACGUUUCAAUGGGUUUCCCCCAGACUACCUAUUUCCGGUUCACGAUCCUCAACUGAAAUCUACUUUAUGUCUACCGAAAGCGUGUAUAGCUGGCUUCUCACGUGGCUUAUUUCAGGGAUCCGCGAAGAAGGUACCAAGCGUGUGUAUGCUGUUUCAGCGCGGCCGUUGCACUGCCAAUUCAUGUUGCAAUCAGAUACACGUGGAUCCAGCAUAUUUGCAGCUGCAUCGUUGCUGGGUAUGUAAUAGUGAUAAACUCACGGAAAAGAAGCGGAUAGAACUUUGGGAACAGAUGGAGUCCUUGCUAGCAUCACUCUCGUCGCGUUGUAAGAGGGACGCCAUCGACAAAAAUGAUUUAUCUGAUUCGGCAAGGAAGUUGAAUCCGAAUACUCAACCGUUUGUUUUAUCGCCACCACCAUCGAAGGCCACCGAAGAAAUGACUGUGGAGACCAGUACGAUAAAAAGGGUCAGAAUUAACCCCGAUGCUUGUACUAGGAAGGGGGACGGCAGCGGAACCGAAUCACUAGAUUUUUGUCAGCCAAGUCGUGCUGUUAUGAGUGGCCCAGUUCUCAUGGAAGAACCUGCACUUUAUUUUCCUCCUGUGAGAUCACCAGAUACCCCUGUCAUUGCGCGGCCACAUCAGCAAAAGCAGGAUAGUUUGCAUACACAUAUAUCUACAAAUGGUACAAGCAGUAGUAACUCUCGUUUGCGUACGACCACUGCUGCGGGAAAGAUUUUGCCUCUAGGGGAGUUUUUUCCGAUAGUGGACGGAGAUGAGCGGUCACAAUCAUCUCUCCAAGCGAGUCAUAGUAAUAUAAGUCAUGCCAGCCGAAGUCACCGACACACGAACAACCCUUACACUCUUGGUGGUAGUUCAAGUUGCGCCGCCUUGCCCAGUUUUGGAUGGGUACAGCCUGUGCGGAGUGCAGGAAACAGUGUCACCACGAUUUCAACCAGUUAUAUUGGGGCAGACGCCAGCGGAUCCACCGUCAACGUUGGGUGUGGAAUGCGAACAAAAGCGGAUCCAUCUCCUGGAGCAUCCGUUAUUGUUUCUGCACUGUUUCCGGCGUAUCAUGACCCUGACAGAAGUCUUCACGCUUCAGCUCCCAAUCAACCAUGGAAUGGUUCAGGCAGCGUUGGUGCGAAGACAAUGGAAUAA
This is a messenger RNA of Trypanosoma rangeli, 2001 nucleotides long. RefSeq names its product putative zinc finger protein family member. NCBI's taxonomy places the organism in Eukaryota, Euglenozoa, Kinetoplastea, Trypanosomatida, Trypanosomatidae. Gene Ontology annotation, molecular function: metal ion binding. The transcript has a single exon. Bases 1 to 2001 code for a protein of 666 amino acids. The record is from RefSeq and is a predicted model, not a curated record.